Wallemia ichthyophaga EXF-994 is the source of this 978-nucleotide messenger RNA. RefSeq lists its product as uncharacterized. The transcript has a single exon. The record is from RefSeq and is a predicted model, not a curated record. The coding region runs from base 1 to 978 and encodes 325 amino acids. NCBI's taxonomy places the organism in Eukaryota, Fungi, Basidiomycota, Wallemiomycetes, Wallemiales, Wallemiaceae.
AUGAGCGACGAAGAGUUCGAAGAAGGCCCUGAUCCAUUCAUGGUUGAUCUGGGUGAGGCGAAUACGGGGAAUCUAAAUCUACUCGAGGAGUCGCACAGGAUGGAAAGUAAUCAGCAAACGGAAUCGGCCAAUUCACUGGCAUUUGAACUGGCAGCAGCGUUUGGGAGUGGGGGCAGUGGAGGCAGUCCACUCAAAACGCAGAGGAGAGUGGUAGAUGAAGCACACACUUCUUCUGAGGAAUCCAGCGAUGACGAACAGAUGUACACACUUGACGAAACACAGUUGGAAAAAUACAACGCGGAACUUAACAAGGGGAUUGAGAUUAAUGCUCAAUUUCUCAAUAAGCUCGUCGAUAUCGAUAGCGGACUGCCUAUGCUUGAAUCAACAGCUACAGUUGUAGUGAAAAAACUGGUGGAGACAGCGAAAGUGCGGGAUGAUCAGAGCAGGCAGCUUUGGGAAAUGGAUAGAGAGUUGAGCAAAGAGGACGAUAGAGUGUUGGCGGUGCUUGAACCGUUGGAAAAUGAGAAAAUUGAAGGAUUAGAUAGUAUAGAAGAGGAGGUGGAUGAGGUUGGUGAUAGCGUCAAUAGCAAUAUGAAUGAGAAGGUCGUUGAUACUUACAAUAACCACCAAAGCACCAGCACUCUCAGUAAUACCGAUAAAUCAAACAGUAGUAUACCCAGUUUAGAAGGAUUCAUCGAUGAAUACCUAUUACGAUCACUAGGAAUGAUCACAGAGAUAUCACAAAUAUCAACAGCCACGCUUAACGAGUCAAGUAGAAAGACGCGUGCUAUGAGAAGUACCCUGAGUGGGAUAAAGAUGGAGGACAAACGUACAACAAAGGCAAUCCAAGUAAUCGAGAGAUUGGAAAGUAAGAGUAAAACAUCAUUGAAAGACUUGAUGGAUAAAUUACAAGAAGAUUUUAUAACAAAGAUGAAUAAAAUGACAGAAUGGGUUAGUGUACAACGUGUCUCACAAUGA